This is a messenger RNA of Gamsiella multidivaricata, 1240 nucleotides long. Its product is annotated as 6-phosphofructo-2-kinase-domain-containing protein. Gene Ontology annotation, cellular component: cytosol. Gene Ontology annotation, molecular function: fructose-2,6-bisphosphate 2-phosphatase activity; 6-phosphofructo-2-kinase activity; ATP binding. The record is from RefSeq and is a predicted model, not a curated record. NCBI's taxonomy places the organism in Eukaryota, Fungi, Mortierellomycota, Mortierellomycetes, Mortierellales, Mortierellaceae. The transcript is spliced from 5 exons. Gene Ontology annotation, biological process: fructose 2,6-bisphosphate metabolic process; fructose metabolic process. The annotation marks the transcript as partial.
CUCAUCCUCAUUCAACGCCUCAUGUUCCCCGGGCAACUUUACAAGACCGAGUCUGGACGUUUGUUCCACGCAGGGGCCAUUGCCAUCAUCUUUGUGGGUCUACCAGCGCGUGGAAAAACACAUGUGUCGCGGUCGCUCAGUCGGUACCUGCGAUGGCUCGGUCUUCAGACAAAGGUCUUCAGCGUGGGCAAUUACCGUCGCCAGAUUAUUGGUGUUGAGGUUACCAACGACUUUUUUAGUCCAGUCAAUGCGGCUACGGCGGAUCUGAGGCUGAAGAUAGCAAACGCAUGUCUUGACGAUAUGGUCCAAUGGUUCGCAAGUGGUGGCCAGGUCGGCAUUUUGGACGGCAGUAACACAACAGAGGAAAGACGUCAGGAGUUGAUAGACAGAUUGAAGGCCGUGAAUGUCAAUUACAUGUUCAUUGAGUCCAUCUGUGACAACCCCCAAAUCAUUGACGCCAACAUCCGCAGUGUCAAAUUGUCCUCGCCAGACUACGUAGGAUGGAAGUCUGCAGAUGCUGUCAAUGAUUUUAAACGCAGAAUUGAGAACCACGUUCCAUCCUACAAGACUAUUGCGGACCUCAAUCUGAGCUUUGUAAAGCUGAUCAACGUCGGGGAGAAGAUCAUUGUCAAUAACGUGCAGGGGUUUUUACAGAGCAAGAUUGUUUACUAUCUUAUGAAUUUACAUAUCUCCCCUCGAAAGAUUUAUUUUGCCAGGAAUGGCGUAUCGUUAAACGAACAGUCGUACAAAGCGGAUGCGCCUUUGGCGCCAGCAGGCCACCGGUACGCCGAGAAUCUCAAAAACUUUCUCUUGACGCUCCGCGACACGCAGGCGCAGGCCUUACAACAGGCUGGUUUUAUUGAGACACCGAGGCAGUUAACUGUUUGGACAUCCUCCAGAAAGAGGAGCUUUCAGACUGCAGCGCAUUUUCUGGACCACGAGGAGAUAAUUGUCAGGCAACGAAGCGUGCUCUCGGAGAGAAAUCCAGGCGUGUGUGACCAAAUGACAGCCGAGGAAGUCGCGAAAAAGUAUCCAGAUGAGUGCAUGAGGGCUAAGAAUGACCCUUACCGACACCGAUUCCCCCGUGCUGAGGUAACAUGACUGCGUAUUGUUUCUUGCCGGAAUCACCAUUUGGAUUGUGGUGUAUAGGUCGAAAGACUGACAAACUACCACUCCUUUGUACCUUAGUCCUAUUACGACUUGGCAAACAGGUUAGAAAAAGUGAUCCUGGAACUCGAGA